UUCCGUUUUUUUUAUCUACUCAAACGGUAGCCGAACAGCCUGCUCGCUUCGCAUGUUAUUGUCAUUUUCCCACUAACUUUCUCAAGAAAAUUUAUUUUUCUGGAGCGAGUUAGGGGUUAUAUUAAAAUACUUGUAGAGAAGUAGGGAUCAUGAGCUUUCAAGAUCUGGAAGUUGGACGGCCUUUGGCGACGCGCCAAAAUCUGAACAACGGCAAGCAAGAUGCCACCCAAGCAGUGGCGUCCGGCAUUUUCCAGAUCAACACCUCCGUCUCUACCUUCCAGCGACUCGUCAAUACCCUCGGCACUCCUAAGGACACGCCUGAACUCCGAGAAAAACUGCAUAAAACGAGGCUACAUAUUGGACAAUUGGUGAAGGACACUUCGGCUAAACUUAAACAAGCUAGUGAAACACAUCAUCGUGCUGAAGUUAGUGCAAGCAAGAAGGUAACUGAUGCCAAACUUGCAAAAGACUUUCAAGCAGUUUUGAAAGAAUUUCAGAAAGCUCAACGGCUUGCCGCUGAAAGAGAAACAGCAUACACUCCUUUUGUUCCCCAAACAGUUCUUCCUUCAAGCUACACAGCUGGUGAGGUAGACAUUGGAUCAGAUAAAAGUGCCGACCAGCGGGCCCUUCUUGUGGAAUCAAGAAGACAGGAGGUCCUGCUGUUGGAUAAUGAGAUUGCAUUUAAUGAGGCCGUCAUUGAAGAAAGAGAACAAGGAAUUCAAGAAAUUCAUCAACAAAUUGGUGAGGUGAAUGAGAUCUUCAAAGAUCUAGCUGUGCUAGUUCAUGAGCAAGGAACCAUGAUUGAUGACAUUGGUAGCCACAUUGAAAAUUCAGGGGCUGCCACUGUGCAGGCAAAAUCCCAUCUUGUGAAGGCUGCAAAGACUCAGAGAUCAAAUUCUUCUCUGACUUGCUUACUCCUGGUGAUAUUUGCAAUUGUGAUUCUGAUCGUGGUCAUAGUCCUUGCAGCCUGAUAAGAAGCUUGUCCGAUUUGAUCAUAG
Molecule: messenger RNA, 998 nt
Organism: Hibiscus syriacus
Lineage: Eukaryota; Viridiplantae; Streptophyta; Magnoliopsida; Malvales; Malvaceae
Product: syntaxin-22-like
Exons: 7
Coding region: 150-971 (273 amino acids)
Biological process (GO): vesicle-mediated transport; vesicle fusion; intracellular protein transport
Cellular component (GO): membrane; SNARE complex; endomembrane system
Molecular function (GO): SNAP receptor activity; SNARE binding
Source: RefSeq, a predicted model, not a curated record